CUUAUUGAUAACCACCCUAGUGGCCGCUAUACUGAGCCCUAUAAUAUUGGGGACUAUAUUAUAGACUAUAGUGCUACGGACUAUAAUACUGGGGACUAUAAUGCUAGGAACUAUAAUACUGGGAACUAUAAUACUCAGGAGCACUAUAAUACUAGAGACUAU
This is a messenger RNA of Neurospora tetrasperma FGSC 2508, 162 nucleotides long. RefSeq lists its product as uncharacterized. The transcript has a single exon. The record is from RefSeq and is a predicted model, not a curated record. Lineage: Eukaryota; Fungi; Ascomycota; Sordariomycetes; Sordariales; Sordariaceae. The annotation marks the transcript as partial.